This is a messenger RNA of Anguilla anguilla (European eel), 2266 nucleotides long. It is a transcript of the gene tnfsf13b, whose product is annotated as TNF superfamily member 13b. Gene Ontology annotation, molecular function: receptor ligand activity; tumor necrosis factor receptor binding. Gene Ontology annotation, biological process: immune response. The record is from RefSeq and is a predicted model, not a curated record. The coding region runs from base 261 to 1229 and encodes 322 amino acids. NCBI's taxonomy places the organism in Eukaryota, Metazoa, Chordata, Actinopteri, Anguilliformes, Anguillidae. The transcript has 6 exons. Gene Ontology annotation, cellular component: membrane.
UCUCUGUUUCCAGCUAGCAGCGCUUUGUAGCGCGUUGUGCGUUUGGAGCGGUGGGAAGGGAUUGACCUCGUGCUAAUCUGCUCUUCAGCAGCGCUUCCUCUUGCCAACGGAGAGGGCUCGGUGGCGUGUGUGUGCGUGUGUGUGCGUGCGUGUGUGUGUGUGUUUGCGUGCACGGGGAGUGUGUGUGGGGAGAUAGACACGCGGGAGUGUGCGCGCGGGGAGUGUGUUGGGCGUGCUUCUGCUUUCGUCUGAGCCGGUGGAUGGGCCGCCCGACAGGAAGUGAGGCGCGCAGCUCCAGGGAGGGCCGUCCCGCCCCCCUCCCGCGCGCUCGUCUGUCCCGCCGGCCUCGCUCAGUGCGCACUUCGAUUCGGCAGCCUCAGGAGCGCGGGCGGGGUCUGUGCUGGGCUGGAGUCGCGCUGACGGUGACGGUGAUGAUGGCGAUGACGUCGGCGGCGAUGGUUCCCGCCGCGGGCCCCGUGGCCCUCCAGCGCCGGCGCCUGUCCCCCGCCGUCCUGGCCCUCACCCUGCUGGCCGUCACCUCGUCCUCGUUCUCCGCCCUCUCGCUCUACCACACGCUGGCCCUCAAGGCCGAGGUGGCCGUCCUGCGCACCGAGGUCCUCCGGAGGAGGGAGGAGCAGCAGCAGAGCGCCUCAGCCCCGCUGUCCCGGGACGGAGGAGAGGGCCGGCACGCCAGCGGCGAAACUGAGGCUGGUCCCGGCGAGGACCCUGCAGACCCGCGGCCUGGCGUCCUGACCCUCCAGAGGAGGAGCGCCGACCGGGCGGCGGUGGGAACAGUGUUGCAGCCGUGUUUGCAGAUGAUGCCAAACAACAAGAGAAGCCUCACAGAGAAAGAUUCUCACACAGCCAUACCCUGGCAGACUGGUCUGAAACGGGGCUGUGCCCUGGAGCAGGACAGCGACACCAUCCUGGUCAAGGAGGAGGGCUUCUACUUUGUGUACGGGCAGGUUUACUACAUGGAUAAAACAUUCGCCAUGGGCCACAUCAUCAUCCGAAGGAAAAAGAAUGUUGUGGGAGACGAACUGCAGAGUGUGACUUUGUUCCGCUGCAUUCAGAACAUGGACGCACAGUACCCUUACAACACAUGCUACACUGCAGGAGUCGUGAAACUGGAGGAGGGCGAUCGAGUGGAGCUCCUGAUCCCUCGUAAGACUGCCGAAAUCUCCCUUGACGGGGACUCCACCUUCUUCGGGGCCAUCAAACUGGUGUGACUUGUUACCCCUGGCAACCAGCACCCCACUGAGGAGGAAAGUGGGGGGGGGGGGGGUGGGGGGUAAGGGGGGGUUGCCGGUGGAGCUGACACCAGAGCCCGUGCAGCACGGAGACUGGGACAGGGUUCUGAGCUCUAACUGCUGCUCACCAUGCACACAGGAAGUCCCAUGCACUGCACAGGAAGCUGGUUGCUGGGCUGGGUCUGAUGACUAUCUCUGUUGGCAGGGAGGUGUUGGUGGUUUCACAGAAAGCAAUUCACAGUGAACAGAAUAUAAACUGUGCCUCUGCCAGGUUAAUAGGUCGUAUUUGAUUUCAAAAUGCGUUGUUUAUCGAUGGCAUUUCUAUCAUCAGUCUGCCCUGCAUCACCCCUCCCUCUGAACUGAACUGUGUGUUUCGGGUGUUCCUGGCUGUAUGAGUCCUUCUCUUCUUUAACAGAAGGUACACUUUCCCUCUGCGUUCUUCAGUGUGUCACAUUCUCACUCGUUUUAUUGGUCUUUAUACACCCCGGGGCUCAGGAGGAGACACACCGUUGCCGGCAGUUGAUGGUGGCAGUCGGUCGACUGUGGUGUCACGGCAUGUAAUACUGUAUGGGGUUCAGCCGAUGAAUUGCCACUUGUAUUUUGGUUGCUUUCUGUUGUCUCUGGGAGUGAUCAUCUCAGCUUUUUUUUUUUAUAAAUGUACAUACACAUAUAUUUCAUGUUCUGCUAUGUGCUAUAGAUGGGAGCACCAGGUCCACAGAUGCAGUUGCAAGCAUCUGGCCAGCAGGUGGAAGCAGUGAUCAGCUAUUCCUUACUGCAGCAGCAAGCUGUAUAGAAUGAAUAAUGGCGGUUUUUAAAAAUUGUAUCCCUCAGCUAAAUACCUUUCUCUGCCAUAAAAUCUGAAGUACCUUCACAUCCACUCCUUACAUUCACAACACCACAAUUUCAGCUUAAGAGUGACUUUAUUUACAGAAUGUCAAGUAAAACUAGACUCAAUUUUAAGAACCAAUCAUUUUGACUGAACUGUGAUCAAAAUAAACAAGUUUUAAUGAUUUAAA